AGAAACACUAGAACGUCUCAGAAUGUGACCGCUGGAGUCAGAUAAGUGCGUUGAACUCUUUCAGCUUUGGUAUUUGACCAAAAUUGACACAUUGAAAGAUCGCUUUUGGCAGUUGCUGAUUAAUCGGUGAAGGUUAGCCAAAUAUGCGGAAUGGAGACUCGCACGAGGCUCGCAAAGAGGUUGCAGCACGUUUUGCGCUCGCUGUAGUGCGAAUCUGAUGCAUACCAGCACGCUACUAGUUUUUCCCGAAAUAGAAUUCGGUGUUUGUCGAUGGAAGAACGAGUAGGCACGUAUCUGUGGAUAUUGAAGGAACACAUAUGCCCACUCUUAACUUCCUAAAGUGGUCAACAAAUCGCGGCAAGACGGCGGGGAUGGAACAAGGGGAGUUAUUCGUCUCAAAGAUUCUGUUAGGAAUCGAAAAUGUUAUUGUUCAAAUCAACAAAUGGAAACCCUUGACCUAAUAAAUUCAAUUCUCAUCUGAUGCGCGUGGGUACUUUGAGGAAUGGCAAACUUUGACCACUCUGCAGUCACUCCAUGGCUGCAGAUAUUGAUUUUGUCCAUCGGCUGUGCGCUGAUAUGUUUCAGUCGCUUAUCCACUGCAUCCCCAGCACACAACCAACGUUUGAUAUGCUGGCAGGCCAUUAUGAAGUGCCAAGAAGAGCCGGAGUGUCACUAUGCGUAUACUCAGUAUCUGCACGCGUGCGGACCAGUUAUAAACGGCGACAGAAAGAAAUGUCCCAGCCACUGCAUUUCUUCCAUCAUUCAGCUCAACCUCACUGUGAACGGCCCGGCACUGGAGGACUGCGAGUGCGCCUCGGACACUUUGUGCAUGAUCACCAAGCGAGCCAUCGAGCCAUGUAUGCCCAAAACCAGCCACACUGGCUGCACUGAAGCCCGUAAACAGUGCGAGAAGGACUCAGUGUGCAGCACCGCCAUGCGGGACUAUCUGUAUCACUGCAGGAAACUGUUUGGAGGAGAGCGGUGCUCGGAUGACUGCCGGCGGGUCAUUGCGAACAUGCGCUCCAUUCCCAAAGCCCAGCUGCUGGAUACUUGCGUUUGCGACGGUGAGGAGAGAACUAUAUGCGAGUAUGUCAAAGUCAGCAUGAGGAACUUCUGCUUUAACGACAAAUACGCCGGGAGUGGCUUUUCAGAUACCGAGGAGGACUCUGACGACGAAUAUGAGACAGAUUAUGAAGAAGAGGACAGUGAUGCCGUGGAUUUUAGAGCACAAUAUAUUUUUACAUUAACAUCCACCAUUUUGACACUUGUCCUCUUUUUAUAUUAAAAUGAGUCAAGUUUCCAGAAUUCAACGUUUUAUUAGUUGCGUUCGACCCCAGUGAGCAGCACCCUUUUUCAGUGGGCCCGAAAGCAUUUGUCUAACUUUUCGUUAAUAACGUUUUUAAACUACUAGCCUAAUGUUUGGUUACCAAAACGUUCUGUGGAUGUUGUUGUUUGGAUAGUUGAACAUAAAACAUAAAAAGAACGUUAGUAGAACGUUAGGGGUUGGUUUCUCCCACCCCCAAAUGCUACCGAUGGGAAGCAUACUCUUAACGUUAGGGGAACGUUCUUGGAUUUUUUUUUUUUUUUUUUAACCAGUUUUUGCAGACAUAGUGAAAAUAGCCUUUAUUGAAGAAAAGCUUCCAAAAAUAUGCACAACAAGUGUAGGGGGUUGGAUGUAAAAUGUUGUAAAAACGUGUUUCACAAAAUAUUCAAUUAUUACAAACUAUUGUGGAAAUCACCAUUCAAAGAGGAAAAAAAAAGAAUACUGGAUGUUUAUUUUUGUAUGAUAGAUUGGUUAGUGUAAAUUGUAGUUAUAUGAUUAUCGUGAAGGUGUAUAAUGCUUGUGUAUCAUAAUUGUGUGAAUAAUAUUCUUAAAGAAUACAUUGUAAAACCUAUUCAUAAUGUGAUCAUAAAAAGAUGUAAAAUUAUCCCAAAGAUUAUUUGACUUGUUCUUUUUAGUCAUUUGUAUACAAACAGCAAGGGCUGUUAAUAUUUUUGAAAAGAUAGCCAAAAGUGACAUCAUUUGUUAAAGGUAGAACAAUAGCAUUCCUACAAAUGCAAUUACUUUUUAAUGAUUGUUUCAAUGUGUUUUUUGUGCAAAAAAAUAUUUAUCAGAUGAGGAACAGUU
Molecule: messenger RNA, 2128 nt
Organism: Xyrauchen texanus (razorback sucker)
Lineage: Eukaryota; Metazoa; Chordata; Actinopteri; Cypriniformes; Catostomidae
Product: growth arrest-specific protein 1-like
Exons: 1
Coding region: 503-1285 (260 amino acids)
Biological process (GO): regulation of cell cycle
Source: RefSeq, a predicted model, not a curated record